AUGUCCUGUAUUAUACAUUGCUGUUUAAGUUAUGUUUCCUAUUGUACAAUAGUGAGUCGAGGAGUACUGUCACUACUAAUAAAAAUCUCUGUGGAUCUAAGUUAUAAUCUAAAACUUGGAAAUAUGACUUCAUUCAUAUUUAAUUAUCAUCUAAUUUGA
Paramecium octaurelia is the source of this 159-nucleotide messenger RNA. Lineage: Eukaryota; Ciliophora; Oligohymenophorea; Peniculida; Parameciidae. The record is from the annotation of a GenBank genome assembly.